Ostreobium quekettii is the source of this 351-nucleotide messenger RNA. The record is from the annotation of a GenBank genome assembly. Lineage: Eukaryota; Viridiplantae; Chlorophyta; Ulvophyceae; Bryopsidales; Ostreobiaceae.
AUGGUGGGAGGGGUGCAUCAGAAGCAUCUGCGUGCAUUCCUUCAAAUGAAAACCGGAAGGACAGCUACUGUUGCUGUGGCGUUGGCGCAUUGCAAGAAUGGGUCAAAAGCUGGGGUUCCAUUAGUAACCCUGGGCUUCUAUUGUUUUGCACAAGUCCGCCCAACAGCGAAAGACAGUUCUCAUGAGCUGGCACCGUCACUCGCAAUGGCAGGCAGCAUUCGGCUGCGAAGGGUGUCUCCCUCGUGCGUUAGACCUCCCUAUGAGGUGCCUGUCUUGGCUCUUCCGGCUGUGGAGUGUAAGGUGGCAAGGAUCAAAGGCGCCCCUUGUGUUCCCCUGGUGGGCGGACUCUAA